Molecule: messenger RNA, 609 nt
Organism: Medioppia subpectinata
Lineage: Eukaryota; Metazoa; Arthropoda; Arachnida; Sarcoptiformes; Oppiidae
Source: the annotation of a GenBank genome assembly
AUGGGGGCCGACGGGUCGGUGACGUGGCCUGGCUUUUGGAGGGUAUGCACACUCACCAUCACCUCAUUGAUCAUCACCACUAACUCAUUCUCUCUCUCGCCAACAGGUAUAACGCCGUAUAUGUGGGCCUCUCUGGGCAUAGGUCUGGCCAUAUCGUUGUCAGUGGUGGGCGCGGCGGUCGGCAUUCUGGCCACCGGUGUGUCGAUAAUGGGUGGCGGAGUGAAGGCGCCGCGCAUACGAACCAAGAAUCUGGUGUCGAUUAUCUUCUGCGAAGCGGUGGCCAUAUAUGGCAUAAUCAUCGCUAUAGUGAUGCUCAACGGUAUCAUUGAGUUCACGCCGGAGAAGGCGGCGGUGGACGCGGGCAUACGGGCGAAGAACUACUUGGCCGGCUAUAUCAUGUUUGGCGCCGGCAUUACCGUCGGCUUUGGGAACCUGUUCUGCGGUCUGGCCGUAGGUGUUGUGGGUUCGGGCGCCGCGUUGGCCGACGCCGCGAAUCCGGCGCUGUUUGUGAAGAUAUUGAUUGUCGAGAUCUUCGCGUCGGCUAUCGGUCUGUUCGGUCUGAUUGUGGCCGUCAUUCUCAACGCUAAGGUCCAUAUGGGAGACAAAUAG